Engraulis encrasicolus (European anchovy) is the source of this 2763-nucleotide messenger RNA. RefSeq names its product G protein-coupled receptor 17 (gene gpr17). Gene Ontology annotation, molecular function: G protein-coupled receptor activity; oxysterol binding. The coding region runs from base 162 to 1202 and encodes 346 amino acids. Gene Ontology annotation, biological process: G protein-coupled receptor signaling pathway. Lineage: Eukaryota; Metazoa; Chordata; Actinopteri; Clupeiformes; Engraulidae. The record is from RefSeq and is a predicted model, not a curated record. The transcript is spliced from 3 exons. Gene Ontology annotation, cellular component: membrane.
UCCAUGCUCAAUUUCUCUCCCUCUCCCACCCACUCCCGUUCUCUCCCUCUCUCCCACUCUCUCUCCCCCACUCUCCAUCUCUCUCUCUCUCUCUGACUUGUUUCACUUUCUUCUCCACUCCUUCCACUUGUACAGCACUCCAAGAGGAGACCCUAACUGCAAUGGAUACCUUCAGCCCUCCUCCGUCCUCCUCCGCCCCUCCUCUGGUGCUCCAUCCCCUCUCCAACCUCACCUGUGCCCCGGUCGACGCCAGCGCGGAGAACCUGGUCUUCGGCUGCUACUACAUCGUCGUCUUCCUGCUGGCGCUGAACGGCAACAGCCUGGCUCUGUGGAUCUUCUCGCGGCAGCGGGGCGGCGCCUCCUCGUCCCCUGCCAACGUCUUCCUGUGCCAUCUGGCCGUGGCCGACCUGUCCUACGUCAUCAUCCUGCCGCUGCGUGCCACCUACCACCUGACGGGCGGCCACUGGCCCUUCGGCGAGGUGCCCUGCCGCCUGGCCGGCUUCCUCUUCUACGUCAACAUGUACGCCAGCAUCUACUUCUUGGCGUGCGUGGCGGGCGACCGUUACCUGGCCGUGGUGCACGCCGUGCGCUCGCUGAAGCUCCGGCAGGCGCGCUACGCCCAUAUCGCCAGCGCCUGCCUCUGGGCCCUGGUGACCAUCGCCAUGGCGCCUCUCCUGGUGACGCGGCAGACGACGGAGGUGAACGGGGCCACCGUGUGCCUGCAGCUGUACCGCGAGAAGGCGUCCCGGCGCGCGCUGGUGUCGCUCGGGGUGGCGUUCACGCCGCCGUUCCUGGCCACGCUGGCCUGCUACCUGCUCAUCAUCCACAGCCUGCGGCGCGGGUCGCGCCUGGAGCCCAAGCUGCGGCUUCGAGCCCUGCGCACCAUCGGCCUGGUGAUGCUCAUCUACGUGGUGUGCUUCCUGCCCUACCACGCCAGCCGCGUGACUUACAUCCUGGGAUACAGCCUGGACCUCCCCUGCCGUACCCAGAGGGCCUUGUCCCUGGCCAACCGCCUGACCUCCUCCCUCACCUGCCUCAACGGGGCGCUCGACCCCCUGGUCUACCUGUUUGGGGCGGAGAAGUUCCGCGGUACCCUACAGAAACUGCUGUGCCGCGGCCAGCCAACCACCUCCAGUGCCACAAGUGGGGGAGACCUCAAGGGCACACAUGAGAGUUCCAUCAGUGCCAAGUCAGAGUUCUAGAUUGCUUGCCCAUUGUUAGAAUCUGAGUUCUGGAAUAAGAACGCGUCAGUGCCAACUCUGAUCUGUAGCCAAUCAAAGACUGAGAUUUUAAAGUGUCAGUGUAAUGCCAGAGUUCUAGAAUAUUGAAACAUGAGAGUUAUGUCAGAGCCAAGUCUGAACUCUUGCCAAACAGCUAUCAGUAGCAAGUUUGCGUUCUGGCCAAUCAGUGCACAAGAACUCCAACAGUGCCAGGUCUGUGUUGCAGCCAAUUAACAGCUGAGGGUCUGGGUCAGUCAUGCCAAGAUCUCGAGGCGAUCAACCACCGCUGCGGCGCUGAAUCUGAAUUGGUGCCAAUGGCCGACACUCUCAGUUGGAACCUGAUGGAGCAACAGCAGGUGUGACUCGGUUCUGGAAUCAAUUCAAGAACUGAAUGUUAGUGGUAUGGGCAGGACACCCAUACACCGCUAAAUCUCAUUUUAAAAUGGCAUAUUUAUUCUUUUAUAUAUAUAUAUAUAUAGGCCUAUAUACAAUAGGCCUAUGUAGUGGUAACAACAGCAUUACAAGAGCCAUAAAGGACACCAUGCGCCUCCAUUCAUAUUAGCACACAGGAAACUUAACACAUCAUUAUAUGCAUUAUAUUGAAAUGUUGAUGACUUAAUGCAGCAAAGCAAAAGAUUUUUUCUAUUAACAAUUUAUAACGAUUCAUAUAUUGUGUAUAUUGUUCUGGACUGCAGCUUAUUAUGGCUUUAUACUGCAGAUGUCUGUCACCAAUGGUCAUGCUGGCCAGAAGCUUGAACUGAGCCAUAGACGGGUGCUUCAAAAUAAGCUGUACAAUUAGCUUUAUCUGACGUAGUAAGAGUUUUUUUUGCUAUGACACAUAAAUGUUUGAUAUUAAAAAUGAAUUCUUCUACUGAAAAAUGAGUGACAUGUUACUGAUGUUUGUCUCUCUCCCUGAACACUAUACUACCUUAUUAGUUAGAUUGCUACAGUGUUGUAUCCUGCCUGUUUGCCUUUGAUUGGUUAUGUUAUUUAGCACCUUGCUUGUUCAAUUCUUACAUUAGCAAUUAGCAUGUUCCAUAAACAUUAGCUUUCAUCAAGGAUGUUAGGGAUAGGUCUACCUUGUACCUGACAGUUCAUGCCUUCUGUAAAUCUUUUAUUUUACAGUAGGUUAACAAAAUCUAGGUAAUAAAGCUCAUAUCCAUUUAUGUAAAACACACAGAAACUUUCUUCUUUCUCUGUCAUGUUUUUCUUUUUCAAACAUUCCUUCGUCUUUAUUGCCACUCAGCCUCAGAGGGUUAAGUGUGCCAUAUUCUAUGCAAUCUUGCUUGUGUAAAUAAUCUUUUAAGCCAAAUCCACUGCUUGUGCCAUGUGAUCUUGCGUUCUGUUCAUUAUCGCACUAUACGUUUGCAGUGUUUCUGAGCAGCCAUGGCUGUCACUGUGUUGUUAAAGUUUAAGCAGUGCCUUUUUUGAGCUGUUUUAAACCACUUUGAAAUGAUAAAACAUUGUAUUUUUUAUUUAUUGUUGCAGUUUACCUUUUUACCGUGUUCAUUUUAUUGUAUUUAAUAAAAUCAUGUUAAAAGAA